UGACGUGUUCUGAAGCGGCAGGAAAAUGGAGGAAACCAACAACAGCUCUGAAAAGGGGUUUCUUCUCCUGGGAUUUUCAGAUCAACCUCAGCUAGAGAGGUUUCUCUUUGUCAUCAUUUUGUUCUUCUACAUCUUGAGCCUUCUGGGGAACACUGCCAUCUUACUAGUGUCUCGUCUGGACUCCAGACUCCACACUCCGAUGUACUUCUUCCUCAGCAACCUCUCGUGUGUGGACAUCUGCUUUACCACCAGUGUUGCCCCACAGUUGCUGGUUACCAUGAAUAAGACAGACAAAACCAUGAGCUACGGUGGCUGUGUGGCCCAGCUCUACGUGGCCAUGGGCUUGGGCUCGUCUGAGUGCAUCCUCUUGGCCGUCAUGGCUUAUGACCGCUAUGCUGCUGUCUGCCGGCCACUGCACUACACAGUCAUGAUGCACCCGAGGCUCUGUGCGUCUCUGGCCAGUGUAGCGUGGCUCAGCGGCCUCGUUACCUCCCUGGUUCAGUGCUCCCUCACUGUGCAGCUGCCUCUCUGUGGUCAUCGCAAACUGGAUCAUAUUUUCUGUGAGGUGCCAGUGCUCAUCAAACUGGCCUGUGUGGAUACGACUUUCAACGAGGCAGAACUCUUUGUGGCCAGUGUAGUCUUUCUAGUAGUCCCGGUGUUACUCAUCUUAGUCUCCUAUGGCUUUAUCACCCAAGCUGUGUUAAGGAUACAAUCAGCUGCGGGGCGCCAAAAGGCCUUUGGGACCUGUUCCUCUCACCUGGUUGUGGUCGUCAUUUUCUAUGGGACCAUCAUAUUCAUGUACCUUCAACCGGCCAAUAGUAGAUCCAAAAACCAGGGAAAGUUUGUUUCUCUUUUCUAUACCGUAGUCACCCCCCUUUUAAAUCCCAUUAUCUACACUCUGAGAAACAAAGAUAUGAAAGGGGCCUUGAGGACCCUGAUGCUGGGAAAUGCUGUUGGACAAAGCCACGGGAACUAGCAAAACACCUGGAAUUCAACGAAGUGAAACACGCCAAGGCCGAGUGAGGGUUCAUUCUCCC
Mandrillus leucophaeus (drill) is the source of this 1037-nucleotide messenger RNA. RefSeq names its product olfactory receptor 2G6. Gene Ontology annotation, cellular component: membrane. Gene Ontology annotation, molecular function: G protein-coupled receptor activity; olfactory receptor activity. The transcript has a single exon. The record is from RefSeq and is a predicted model, not a curated record. Bases 26 to 976 code for a protein of 316 amino acids. NCBI's taxonomy places the organism in Eukaryota, Metazoa, Chordata, Mammalia, Primates, Cercopithecidae. Gene Ontology annotation, biological process: G protein-coupled receptor signaling pathway.